AUGGCCAUCUCAAGAAAUCUUCCCUUCUCCUUCCUCCUUUUGUAUAGUGUACUCCUCUUCACUACCUUAGCCCAUGCAGCCACAUUUGAGGUCCUAAACCAAUGCUCCUACACGGUCUGGGCCGCUGCUUCACCGGGUGGUGGCCAGCAACUCGACCCUGGCCAAUCAUGGACCCUCGAUGUGCCUGCUGGCACGACAGGCGGCCGGAUUUGGGGUCGUACCAGCUGCAACUUCGAUGCAAAUGGCCAGGGGAGUUGCCUGUCAGGUGACUGUGGGCAGCUACAGUGCCAAGGCUAUGGUUCACCACCCAAUACCUUAGCUGAAUUCGGAUUAAACCAAUAUCAAAACUUGGAUUUCUUUGAUAUAUCUCUCGUUGAUGGAUUUAACAUCCCAAUGGAUUUUAGCCCAACCUCAGGCAAUUGCAAUGGAAUCAGAUGCUCGGCCGACAUCAAUGGUCAAUGUCCUCAAGAAUUGAAGGCCCCUGGAGGAUGCAACAACCCGUGCACCGUGUAUAAGACAGAUGAAUACUGUUGUAACUCGGGGAGCUGUGGUCCGACCACUUACUCCCAGUUCUUCAAGGAUAGGUGCCCAGAUGCAUAUAGUUACCCCAAGGAUGAUGCAACAAGCACAUUCACAUGUCCUGGUGGUACUAACUACAGGGUUACCUUCUCCCAUGCAGCCACCUUUGAGGUCCUAAACCAAUGCUCCUACACAGUCUGGGCUGCAGCUUCACCAGGUGGUGGCCAGCAACUCACCACUGGCCAAUCAUGGACCGUCAAUGUGCCUGCUGGCACAACCGGAGGUCGGAUUUGGGGUCGUACCGGUUGCAACUUUGAUGGAAAUGGUCAAGGGAGUUGCCAGUCAGGUGACUGUGGGAAACUACAGUGCUCAGGCUAUGGUUCACCACCCAACACCCUAGCCGAAUUCGGGUUAAACCAAUACCAAAACUUGGAUUUCUUUGAUAUCUCUCUUGUCGAUGGAUUUAACAUCCCAAUGGAUUUUAGCCCAACCUCAGGCAAUUGCAAAGGGAUCCGAUGCUCGGCUGACAUUAAUGGGCAAUGUCCUCAAGAAUUGAAGGCCCCUGGAGGAUGCAACAACCCGUGUACCGUGUAUAAGACCGACGAAUACUGUUGUAACUCAGGGAGCUGUGGUCCAACCACUUACUCCAAGUUCUUCAAGGAUAGGUGCCCAAAUGCAUAUAGUUACCCCAAGGAUGAUGCAACAAGCACAUUUACCUGCCCUGGUGGUACUAACUACAAGGUUACCUUCUGCCCCUCAUAAGCCUUUGAAUCACAGUGUACUCCUAAAUAGUUAAAAAAAUAAAGUUGUGGACAUGAUGCCAUGAGAAUAUUGAUGCUUAUGCUAAAUUAAUUAGCUCAAUACAUAUCCAAUAAAGCACAGUUCCGAGCAAA
Macadamia integrifolia is the source of this 1412-nucleotide messenger RNA. RefSeq names its product thaumatin-like protein. Gene Ontology annotation, biological process: defense response. Bases 1 to 1281 code for a protein of 426 amino acids. The record is from RefSeq and is a predicted model, not a curated record. The transcript has 2 exons. Gene Ontology annotation, cellular component: extracellular region. NCBI's taxonomy places the organism in Eukaryota, Viridiplantae, Streptophyta, Magnoliopsida, Proteales, Proteaceae.